Vicia villosa (hairy vetch) is the source of this 680-nucleotide messenger RNA. Its product is annotated as protein SMALL AUXIN UP-REGULATED RNA 12-like. The record is from RefSeq and is a predicted model, not a curated record. The transcript has a single exon. Bases 78 to 461 code for a protein of 127 amino acids. NCBI's taxonomy places the organism in Eukaryota, Viridiplantae, Streptophyta, Magnoliopsida, Fabales, Fabaceae. Gene Ontology annotation, biological process: response to auxin.
UACAUCCAUAUCCCUCACUCAUAUCUUCCUAAAACUAAAACUCCUUUGAAGGUGUUUUAGAUUGGAAAUUAAACAAGAUGUUAGAGAAAAAGAUUGUAUCACUUAAGAAACUAGUGAAAAAGGUGAAGGUUGUAGUUAGAGUUGACCGCGACACUGCGAAUAAUAAGUUAUUGAAGGAAUAUGAAGAAGAAGAAGAAAGAAGACAUCCAAUUGUCAAGAAAAGUGGUGUUUUUGCACUAUAUGUUGGAGAGGAACGACAAAGGUAUGUUGUUCCAACUAGCUAUCUUUGUCAUCCCUUAUUUAAGAUGUUGUUGGAGAAAGCAUACAAUGAAUUUGGGUUUCAACAAAGGAAUGGUUUGGUUGUUCCAUGUAGUGUUUCAGCUUUUCAAGAAGUGGUUAGUGCUAUCGAAUGUAACAAUUGUAAGUUUAACAUGGAAAAUAUUUUUGAUGAAUUGAUUUGAUGUAAGUGAAUAUAUCAUUCAAUAUAGUGAUGAUCCUUAAUUUUUUAGGGGUUUAGAACAUAUAGUCUAGCUAUAAUUUGAUCACAUAUUAAUCUUUAAGGAUUACAUUUGUUUUUUUCGAAAUCUUUAAUAUUAAAAUUGUUACGCAAGAAUGAUUUCACAUGAUUACUUAUAUAGAAGCAUAUACUAGUGCAUAUGUCAUUUCAAAUUUACAAUAAA